CUUCUCGCUGGUGCUGGCAACCAAAUUUCCCUUCUUUCCACCCUUUCCCAUCCUUUUUUUCUUGCUUUCUUUCAGUGUCUCCUUCUUCUGAUUUCCCUGGCUGGCACUGUUUUGAGGCGUCCGACUCAGUCCAUUCUUUUUUGACCCGUUUCAGAGCCUUUCCUUUUCUGUUCGCAAAUCGGUUCAUUGCCUGUUACCAUUAUGUCGGUUCCAACCAACGUCACCUUCGACGACACUCAAGCAUCCUUUUCUUGGGCUGGCUCUUGGACGGUUUCAAGAGCGGAUGAUGACCUGUGCGAAGAGUGCUCAAGCUCUAAGAUCGACGCGACCCAGUUGUUCAACGGGACAUCGCAUAACGCGCUUGCGUCCAAUUCGACAGGAUCGUGCACCUUCACUGGGACCGCGAUCUAUGUCUAUGGUGUGGAUGCACCCAACUCUGGUACUAUGCGGUUUACCGUCGAUGAUGACCAUAACACCACCGAGGCGCAUGUGUACGACGGGGACUCUGUCAUCUAUGACGCCACACUCUAUUCUGUGGCCGGUCUAUCGAACGGGCAACAUACGUUGAACUUCGAGAUGACGACCGCCCCGGAGGAUGGAGGGAUGAGCUGCAUAGACUAUGCAGUCGUCACGCGUGAAGACAUUGCGUCUGUAAGCUCUAUAUCGAGUGACGACAACAACGGUCACCAUUCCACCGCAUCAUCAUCCUCAUACGCCUUUUCAGCCACCACCGAAAGCCUUACCACCGCACCUACACCCACAUCCUCAUGCGCUGACAAUUCAUCCUGUUCUGUGUCCGGCGGAGUAUCCGAACAAGGUCCAUCACAACUUCUGGUCCCCCCAGAAACAAUCAUCGGAGCAGUCGUUGGAAGUGUCCUCGGUCUAUUCAUGAUCAUCGGUGGUCUGCUGUUCCUGUGGUACAAGAGGAGAAAGAAGAGCAUGCUGCGGCAACCGUUACCUUUCGUUGGCUUAUUGACGAUCCUUUCCCUCUUGCGCAUCAAGUGCCUUCGCAAGAGGCACUGGCUCGCGCACAGUCUCGUGAAAAGCCGAAUGCGUUCAUACCUCACGAUGUGCCCCUAACACCGCCCGUCGAUACCCUACCACGACCAUUCCCUGCACCAGACCCCGGCAAAUUCAACCCCCCUCUCCAAAUCCUUCCCCCAGCCGUGCUCGAAACCCGCGUCGCCGACCUCGAAGCCCAAAUGAUCACGGUCCAAGCCUCAGGCUCCGGCUCCCUCUCCACCGUCCCCGUGCCUAUCCUCUCCGCCCCUCCCACCAGGAGCAGGAGUCAAACGCGCAGUGCGAAUCCCAGCAAGGCUUCGCGAGAUUCAGGGCGAAGGAAGGUGAACCGUGUGGCAGAGGCGACGCCACCUGGGGCGCAGCCACCGCCUUAUUCGGGCAGGAGGUUUUCAGCAAAGAGGUUACUCCCAUAACCUCCUGGGUUUACCGGGUAGUGAGAAGCGCGGAUGGAGGAUGACAUGACGGUGUGGCGGUGGAUGGCGUUGUGGUGGUGGCGGUGGCGGUGGGUGCAGACGUUGGUAUGGUGAGAGGGAGACCGCGAAGACCGAGGAGAGAAGGCUGCCCUGGAGUCGGAGUCGAAGAGUUCUUUUCUGUUCCUGUUUUUCUGGUUGGUGCUAUCGCUGGUUCGAUGGUACUACUGUGCUCGCGCAACGACUGUUUUUUUUAUCGUUUGCCCGAGCUCCGUGUAUAGUAUGUGCAUAUUACCCUGGGGUCAUUAGCAUCUUCUAUGAAGUUCGGUUUUUUCUCUUCACUUGUGGAAGUUUGGGUUCCUUUUUGUGCCUGCUCUAGUUUGGUUCUUGGUUUCCGGCACUGCGUGUGAGUGGUCUGUAUUACAUUACAUCUUGUUUUGAUCCAUGGUCAUCU
Stereum hirsutum FP-91666 SS1 is the source of this 1884-nucleotide messenger RNA. RefSeq lists its product as uncharacterized. The transcript has 6 exons. NCBI's taxonomy places the organism in Eukaryota, Fungi, Basidiomycota, Agaricomycetes, Russulales, Stereaceae. The coding region runs from base 202 to 1080 and encodes 292 amino acids. The record is from RefSeq and is a predicted model, not a curated record.